Funneliformis mosseae is the source of this 126-nucleotide messenger RNA. The record is from the annotation of a GenBank genome assembly. NCBI's taxonomy places the organism in Eukaryota, Fungi, Glomeromycota, Glomeromycetes, Glomerales, Glomeraceae.
AUGUCUAAUGACCCAUCACCAGAAACGUUACCUCCAAUCGAUGAUACUCAAACAAAAACCGAAGAAACCCCUAAAAAUGCUGUCGAAACUGUACUUCAACAAUUGGUACUAAUUCAUAGUUUAUGA